GAGAUAGCAGACAGAGAGAGAGCCUGCAUCAAGCUCCAAUUCCCAAGCCAGCAACAAAAGCUCACCUCCUCCUGCUCCUUCUUCUUCCUAGAUCUCUCUCGAUACUGAAUCAUCAUUAAGCUUUAUAAUUAAUCAAGGUCAGUCAUAUUAAUCAAGAUCAUCAUGACGAACCAGUUGGAGAGCUUGGUGGAGUCGAUCAAAUCGAAAGUUCGAGCGCUGAAGAAGAAGUCGAAGAAACCGUACAUAAAGAUGGACAAAAGCUCCAGCGUGAAGGUCGAGAUCCGCAGCAAAAAGGCACGCAAGCUCAUCGACAAAACCCUCAAGGCCGCCGACCGUCCCGGCAAGCGCCCCAUUCCUUAAUUUUUCAAUUAACUAAUCAUGUUAUGAUCCCAAAUAAUUACAUUUCUAGCUUCUAUCAUUUACCAGGUAUUUGUUUUGUGUAAAUCUCUUCAUUACAAAAGAAAAAAAGGGGGUUGGAUCGGAGAUAGGUAGGCUGAUUGGUGAAUUGGGUUGUUUCUGGGUGAAGUUUUUAUUUUUUUGUAUAAGUUUUUGGUUUGGCUGCCGAUUCUGUGUUUUGUAACCGUUUCGGAUUGUCUUCGAUUUCAAAUCAAAUGAACAAUGUUUGGGUUA
Messenger RNA from Pyrus x bretschneideri (Chinese white pear), 630 nucleotides. RefSeq lists its product as uncharacterized. The transcript has a single exon. The coding region runs from base 163 to 360 and encodes 65 amino acids. The record is from RefSeq and is a predicted model, not a curated record. Lineage: Eukaryota; Viridiplantae; Streptophyta; Magnoliopsida; Rosales; Rosaceae.